Messenger RNA from Sceloporus undulatus (fence lizard), 7940 nucleotides. It is a transcript of the gene SYNJ2, whose product is annotated as synaptojanin 2. Gene Ontology annotation, molecular function: phosphatidylinositol-4,5-bisphosphate 5-phosphatase activity; RNA binding. Gene Ontology annotation, cellular component: perinuclear region of cytoplasm; presynapse. Gene Ontology annotation, biological process: synaptic vesicle endocytosis; brain development; phosphatidylinositol dephosphorylation. The record is from RefSeq and is a predicted model, not a curated record. NCBI's taxonomy places the organism in Eukaryota, Metazoa, Chordata, Lepidosauria, Squamata, Phrynosomatidae.
UUCCAAGGAGGAAACAGCAAAGUCCGGAAACUGAGCCACAACUCCUUUCCAAGCUUGCCUCCCUCCCUCCCUUCCCUCCUCUUUCUCAGUCACCCCCCUCUUUGCCCCCCCCCCCCCCCCUUUAUCAUUACCCUUCCUAUUCCCUGGGCUCCUGUGGGGCUAAAAAGGGGCGCCUUUCCCCCUGGGGACUUGGGAACUAGACCUCUCCUGGACUUGGCUUUCUCCAGAGAAGACUGCUGCGCCCUCAGGACUAGACACAGCAGCCCAAGCAGGGAGGCAGCUCGGCGGGCUUGGGGUUUCCUUCCUUCCUUCCUUAUUUUAUUUGCUUUCUGGUUCCUCUCCCCUCCAAAGUUUUGUGUUUCUUUCUCUUUCCAUCCCCCCUCCCAGGGAGACCAGGCACGUCCUCCUUUUCCAGGACCUGUCCUCCAUGCCAGCCCCUUCUGCCCAGGAGGGAUUGCAGAGGGUCCUCCAUUGGGACUGAGGAGCAGGCGCUGCUCUUUCUAGGAAUGCUUUUCGUUUGUCUUGGGUCAUGAUGUCCCUCCAUUGCACUCCCUUCUGCCCAGGAGCAAUGGCAGCACGUCUUUCAUUCUGAGCAGGACUCAGAAACAUGGAGGGGCACCUCUAGGAGGGGGUUUUAAUUUUAAAAAAAUUGUCUUUGAGGUCCUCCUUUUAGUGGUGCCUGGUCCUCCAUUUUGGUCCCCUUGCCCUCAGAGGGACCCCUUAAUUCCUGGCACCUGAGGGAGGCCUUGGAGACCAUUUCUCCCUCAGCCCCAACUUUCCAGGACUCUUUGGGGUUAGGGUUUCUGCAGUUGGAGGAGAGUAUCUCCCUUCCUUCCUUCCUUCCUUCCCUGGGGCUCCUGUGGCACCUUCUUUGCCCCACCGCCUGAUGGGAAGCCGCCCCCAUGGCUCUGAGCAAAGGGCUGAGGCUCCUCUGGAAGCGGGACCCUCUGCCCAGCGCCCUCCUGGAGGCCCGAGGGAGACCCGACUGCCUCCUCCUGGAAGCUGGCACCAUGGCCGCCCUCACUCCUGAAGAAAAAGAAGAAAUUAAAGGGCAAUAUGAGAAGCUCAUGGAUGCUUAUGGAUGCCUAGGAGAGCUCCAGUUAAAAUCUGGCAACAGCACUUUGCAUUUCCUGGUCUUUGUGACAGGCUGUACAUCAGUGGGGAAAAUCCUUGAUGCUGAAGUUUACAGGAUCACAGCAAUAGAAUUCUGUCCUCUCCAGGAAGAAACUAAAGAAGAGGAUCGUGUUUCUGCCCUGAAGAAAAUUUUGAGUUCUGGGGUGUUCUUCUUCUCUUGGCCAAAUGCAGGAUCAAACUUUGAUCUCACUGUCCGAGCCCAGAAGCAGGGUGACAGCAACUAUCAAACUGGAAACUCCUUCUUCUGGAACCAGCUCCUGCACGUCCCUUUCAAACACUACCAGGUGAAUUGCUCUGAUUGGCUGCUAAAAGUCAUUUGCGGAGUGGUGGACAUUCGCACUCUUUAUGCUUCUCAUAAGCAGGCAAAAGCCUGUCUCAUCUCCCGGAUCAGCUGUGAACGAGCUAGUGCCCGGUUUCUCAUACGAGGAGUCAAUGACGAUGGACAUGUUUCUAACUUUGUUGAGACGGAACAGACAAUCUAUUUGGACAAGGACGUUUCAUCCUUCGUUCAAAUUAGAGGUUCCGUUCCAUUAUUUUGGGAGCAGCCUGGACUGCAGGUUGGGUCCCAUCACCUGAAACUUACCAGAGGCCUGGAAGCUAAUGCUCCUGCUUUUGACAAGCAUAUGAUGCUUCUAAAAGAACAAUAUGGUAAGCAAGUGAUUGUUAACCUACUAGGAAGCAAAGGUGGAGAAGAUGUCCUCAACAGGGCUUUUAAGAAGUUGCUCUGGGCAUCAUCCCAUGCAGCUGACACACCCAUGAUUAACUUUGAUUACCAUCAGUUUGCAAAAGGUGGGAAAAUGGAGAAGCUGGAGAAUUUGUUGGGGCCUCAGCUAAAGUUGCACUGGGAAGAGUUAGGCAUCUUCACAAAAGGCGAGAAUGCAAGUGCCCGCCAACAGAUGGGUACCUUGCGAACAAAUUGCCUGGAUUGUCUGGAUAGAACCAACACCGUCCAGUCCUUCAUAGCCCUUGAGGUCCUGCUCACUCAGUUAGAGAGUCUGGGAUUAAACUCCAAACCUAUAGUUGAACGUUUUCUGGAAUCCUACAAGGCAAUGUGGGCUCUCAGUGGACACAACCUGAGAAGGAUUUUUACAGGCAAACGUGCCUUGGAAGGAAAAGCUAAGGUGGGGAAACUCAAGGAUGGUGCCCGUUCAGUGUCACGAACCAUUCAAUCAAACUUUUUUGAUGGGGUGAAACAGGAAGCCAUUGACUUACUGCUUAUUGGUGAUUUCUACAGUGAAGAAUCUGAAGAUAAAGAGAGAAUGCUCAUGGACCACACAGCAUUGCUGAUGACUCCUAGCAUUUUGAAAGCUAUGUCAGAGCGUCAAUUUGAAUUCACUAAUUUCAAGAGGAUUCGUGUUGCCAUGGGGACCUGGAAUGUAAAUGGAGGCAAACAAUUUAAGAGUAAUAUUCUUGGUACCAGUGAAUUAACAGACUGGUUGCUGGAUUCCCCUAAGCUCUCUGGGGUUUCAGAAUUUCAAGAUGACCAUUGUCCUGCUGACAUAUUUGCUGUGGGAUUUGAGGAGAUGGUGGAGUUAAAUGCUGGGAAUAUUGUGAAUGCUAGCACAACUAAUAGGAAGAUGUGGGGUGAACAGCUUCAGAAAGCACUUUCAAGGACACACCGAUACAUUUUGUUGACCUCGGCACAACUUGUUGGUGUUUGCCUUUUCAUCUUUGUACGACCUUACCAUGUCCCCUUCAUCAGGGAUAUCGCAGUGGACACAGUGAAGACUGGGAUGGGAGGGAAAACUGGGAAUAAAGGAGCAGUUGCCAUUCGUUUCCAGUUUCAUAGCACCAGUUUAUGUUUUAUAUGCAGUCACUUGACAGCUGGUCAAUCUCAGGUGAAAGAAAGAAAUGAGGACUACAAAGAGAUCACUCAGAAGCUGAGUUUUCCACUGGGAAGAAAUACGUUUUCUCAUGACUAUGUGUUCUGGUGUGGUGACUUUAACUAUCGCAUUGACUUGACUUAUGAAGAAGUAUUUUAUUUCCUCAAACGGCAAGAUUGGACAACACUCCUGGAAUUUGAUCAACUGCAGCAGCAGAAAUCCAGUGGAAAAAUUUUUAAGGAUUUUCAUGAAGGAACUAUAAAUUUUGGUCCAACAUACAAAUAUGAUGUUGGUUCAGAGGCUUAUGAUACCAGUGAUAAAUGUAGAACUCCAGCCUGGACUGACAGAGUUCUCUGGUGGAGGAAGAAACUCCCUAUUGAUAAAACAGCUGGGGAGAUCAAUCUUUUUGACACUGAUCUCAGUACCGAAACCAAAGUGAGACCCAUUUGGUCCCCUGGUGCCUUGAUGUAUUAUGGAAGAGCUGAACUCCAGGCCAGUGAUCACAGGCCUGUUUUAGCCAUUGUGGAAGUGGAAGUCCAAGAGGUUGAUGAAGCUUCUCGAGAGAGAAUUUUCCAAGAAGUGUCAUCCUUCCAGGGUCCUUUAGAUGCCACAGUAGUGGUGACACUGCUGGCACCAUCCCCUGAAGAGAAAGAUGAAUUUCCUGAGGACCUGCGUACUGAGCUUAUGCAAAUCUUUGAGACUUAUGGCAUUGUUGUGCUUGUCAGAAUCAAUGGAGGUGAAAUGUUGGUUACAUUUGCAGAAAGCAGGUCCGCUCUUCAAGUUCUUGAUGUAGAUGGUGUCAAGAUUAAAGGCAAGACCGUGAAGAUUUGGCCUAAAACCAAGGACUGGCUAAAGGGCCUGCAGGAGGAGAUCACAAGGAAACGAGACAGCAUGGCUCCAAUGUCUCCCACAGCAAACUCAUGUCUACUAGAAGAAAAUUUUGAUUUCUCAAGUCUAGAUUAUGAAUCAGAAGGUGAUAUCCUAGAUGAUGAAGAUGAUUAUUUGGAUGACAUGUUACCACAGUAUCCUCCUGCAGCAGACUUGGCAGUGGAAGAUUUUCUGGAUGGGCCUGACUGUGUAACGGUAGCCUCAGUGACACAUUCAAACAAAUCUUAUCCCGCUGGAAGAAAGUUGCAUCCAUAUAAAGAUGAUGCUGACCUGGGUGAACUGAAACAAGAGCUAGAAGGAAGUGGCGAGUUUCGUCAUCGUUCCCCAAGCAGGUCUCUUUCUGUCCCUGGUAGGCCUCGGCAAACUCAGCCACCACAGCGACCUCCUCCUCCAACUGGAGUAUCUGUUAAAAAAUCCCCAUCGGAUGGUUGCAUCACUUCAGGAGGCCCUCACUCUCUCUCCUCUAUCCUACAGACAGCAAAGCUUCUUCCAGGGGCACCACAGCAACCACCAAAAUCACGGACUGGAAUUAGUAAACCUUACAACGUCAAACAAAUCAAAACCACCACUCCCCAGGAAGCAGAGGAAGCCAUUCGAUGUCUGAUGCAAGCAAAAGGAGUGACACCAGAGGAAGCUGUGGCACCUAUUCAAAGAACUCAAAGUGUCACAAAACCUGAAACCUUCCCCAGUGUUUCAAAGCAAGCACCGCUUCACAGCCUGCCACCCGUUCUGACACUCGUACCUCAGCGUCCUCCACCCAAAGUUCCAGCUAAUAAGAAACUGGUACCCUUGCAAAGAAUAGGAGGGAAGUCUGGAUGUGCAAGUGCUGGGCCUCCAUCUCCAGAAGAACCAUGUGAAGAGUCAACAAGUCACCAGUCCUUUGCACUACCAGAAUCUCACCUUGAAGCCAGAGCCAUUACUAGUCCAACAAGGGUAGCUCCUGUUCCUAAGCCAAGAACAAUUCCCCCUUGCAAAGUCCUUGAGAGGAGGAGGAGGAGGAGCAGUGAAAGGCAGCCAGCUGCACUCUGUCUUUUAGAGGAAAGUUCUCAUAGUCCUUCUUCAAAUUCCAUCUACACUCCAAGAGUUCCACCAAGGAGAAAGAAAUCUGCUCCCCCAGAUUUUCAUCUGCAGGUACUCCAAAGCAAUGACAGUCUCUUUCAUAAGGGUCUGACAUUCAAUUCCAACAAUAACAACAGUCCAUCAGAAUAUUGUUCUAAAAGUCAAGAUUCUGACACACUCCCACUCUCUCCUACUGCUUCUUUUGUUCCUGCAACAGCAGUCACACCUAGCCCAGUCAAGAAUGGCUCUAAAGUGUUGAGGCCACACACUUCAGCAUUAACUGGCAGCCAACAUGUUCCUCCUACUUUGUACAUGCACCCGCAGCUUUCAGACAAUGAUGGCCUUAUGAGAAAUACCAAUCUAUUAGACCUAGAGGUUGACUUUGCUGUUUAUCAGCCAUUAGUGGUCAGUCCCAGCCAUGUUCCAGAAGACUUGAAACUUCCCAGUCCAAAAGAUUUCAGGCACUGGGUUACAUUUGGAGAAGACGGCAAUAGUGACACAAGACCUCAUGGAUCAAAUGAACUGCUUCCCAUUAAGAAAACCCAGAAUGCUUGUGAAGACACAAGCUCUGUUUUAAAUUUAUGAGCAUAUUUUCUUGCUUUUUCAAUGGAAGAGCAGUAACAUUAUGAUGAUGAUAAGAAUGAUAAUAACAAAACAAGAUUCUUUAAAACAAUUUGGUUUACUGUGAGAUAAGAUGCAAGCAAAUGUGUUAUGGUACUUCACACUCCCCUUAUGGUGAUUCAACUCCUGUGCUAAAAUCAGUGGCUGUACUGGUACUGCUAUAAUUACUCCUCAUUUGCACUUUGCUCAAUUUCUUUUCAUGAAAAACAGGAUCUUGUCUUAAAACCACAUCUUCUGCAAAAUAACUCUAUUAAACUUGCUGAGAUUUAAUUGUGGUAAACAUGCUUUAGAUCAACUUGCACAUCCCAGAACUCUCUGCCCUUUCCUUUUUAUGCUUCUUCACAUCUGUGAGGUUUGGGAAGGAGUUUUAAACAGAUGGGCUCAGUCCAGCAAGCUCUCUGCAGUGCAUCAAUUCCUGCAUGGGAGGACAUUUUCUGAUUGCAUCAGGGAUUCAAGCAUAUAAUAAUUUGAAGGUGGUGGACAUAAAAGUAAUUACUCACAUAUAUUCUUAGGCUGCUUUACACAAGUGCAGCAACCAAGGAUGGUGAGGACUGAGGAUUGCUAUCCUUGUUGAAGGCCUGAGUAGCAACAGCACUAAUGGACAGAAAAUUGUAUUUCAGAAAAUGAGAACCUCACUUACAUGAUAGCAAAAUAACAUAGCCUCUGAGCCAUGUGGUCACAGCUCCAUCCCUACUUUGAAUUUCAUCCUGAGUGGUGAAUGCCAAGGAAUUACUCCUACAUAGCUCUCAAUAAGUCAGUUUGUUGCUGAAUUUUGUUGUAGCCACUGACCCAGGUUCUGUAUGGGUCAGUAGGAUCAAGACUGGUUGCUAUAGAACAAAGUAGGGAACUAUGGAUGACUCUCUCUCUCUCUCGUGUGUGUGUGUGUGCCUUCAAGUCAUUUCCAACUUAUGGCAACCCUAAGGCUACCCUACUAUGAAAUUUUCUGGGCCAGAUUGUUUAGAGGUUUGCCAUUGCCUUCCCUUGAGGCUGAUCUCAUGAUCUAGCUGGAAAUCGAAACGUGGUCUCCAGAGUUGUAGCCCAACACCCAAACUACUAUGCCAUGGGAAGCUAGGGGGCUGUACUGGCCCCCUAGAACUGGGGGGGGGGGAGGCACACAUGUUCAAGCAAACAAACAAAGUUUUACCCCCAAAUUCCUCUAGAGGGUGUAGGGACAUUUUUAUCGCAUUUUAUCAUGUUCCCAGAAAGGCCCCUCCUGGACCUAAAUUGGCCUAGGACCCUACAAAAUGUGGUGGAAACAUGCCAACAUCCUCUAGUGGCAUUUUGGGACAAAAACCCCCUGGGGACCACAAAAACAGCCAAGGGGGACAUAGUCUGCUCCUGGGCUGCACUUUGCCCAUCCCUGCCAUAGAAGAAAAGAGACACAUGGAUGUACAUAGAAAAUGUCACACAGAGAUGUUUAAGAGGCCUCUAUGACAAAGGCUGACUAGCUUUGACCCUUUGGGGCUAAACCGAAAAUUAAACUCACUCAGGCUAGGAUCAGUGGGACUGUAUUGGAGAAAAUGUAGUGUGAGCAUGAAAGAGAAAAGGAUGUAAGAAAGAAGCAUGGAAUAGUUUACCUGGGAAUCUCAUGAAGUUAUCCAGUCUUGUUUCUGAGCAAGACUGGCAAUUUAUUAGUGGCAAGGCUCCAUUACUUUUACUAAAUAAAUAAUGGAAUUAAUUUAAUUGGUUUUAAAUAAUGCAUAUAUGGGGUCUGUAUAAUGUACUUGGGAGUCUUUGUUUUGAAUUGAGUCUCUCUAUAAUACUAUUAAACUUUUUUUUAAGAAAUCGGACUUGUUCUACAGAUUUUUUCUGAAGUCCAGUGGCUAAAUGUGUAGUGAGCUUCUCGCUUACUUUAGAUACUAAAAAAGAUGAAGGUGAACUGGUGUGUGUGUCUCAGGUAUGUACUUGUAUGUAUAUCAUAUCCUGCUAUGUGUCUCAUUAAUCAACACAGAUUUAGAACUAUAAAAACCUAGAGAGCCCUAACUGCAUUUUAUGCACUAGUCAUUGUUGGAUGAUACCUAAAGCCCAUCUAGUCUACUUUUUAACAGGCUAGCCAGGUAGUUCUGGGAUACACAUAAGCAGGGCAUAAAGAUAAAAAAUAUUAUUUUUGAUCUGAAUUAAGAAAAUGCAGUCUGGCUGAGAUGCUGUUGAUUGGCAUGACUAUGCUGGCACAGGUGAUGGGAGUUCAAUGGCUGCAGUUUCAAAGGUAUGGAGUAAGACAGAGGAAGAAAGCCAUUGUGGUUAGGCAAACGUUAUCCUGCUGGCUCCCAAAAAAAAGCUCUCCCCUCCAUCAUCCCACUGCCACUGUUCACCCCUGCAAAAAGUACACUUUUCAGACAUAUCAUUAUGCUGGCAUAUUGCACCAACAAGAUUGCAAUUUUUAAAUAAGAUUUGUAUCAACUCUGCAUUGAGGCU